This is a messenger RNA of Amaranthus tricolor (Joseph's coat), 1050 nucleotides long. RefSeq lists its product as uncharacterized. The record is from RefSeq and is a predicted model, not a curated record. Lineage: Eukaryota; Viridiplantae; Streptophyta; Magnoliopsida; Caryophyllales; Amaranthaceae. Gene Ontology annotation, cellular component: membrane.
AUGAUCUGUCAAUCUUUUUUACUAGGUAAUCUAGUAUCCUUAGGCAUGAAGAUAAUCAAUUCGGUCGUUGUGGUCAGACUCUAUUAUGGAUUUUUGACCACAUUCACCAUAGGGCCCUCUUACCUUUUCCUUCUCCGAUCUCAGGUUAUGGAAGAAGGAGAGGAAGGAAUUGAGAAGAAAGUAUUAGUAGCAACUGGUUUUAUUAUGGGAUAGCUCAUGAGGUUCAUAUCGAUCUAUUAUACGCCUCUGCAUCUAGCAUUCGGUAGACCUUAUACAGCAAUUGUCCUAGCUCUACCCUCUCUUUUGUUUCAUUUCUUCUUGAACAAUCACAAACACUUUUAUGAUUAUGGAUCUACUAGUAGAAAUUCAAGGCGUAAUCUCAACAUUCGAUGUGUAUUCCUGAAUAAUCUAAUUUUUCAAUUAUUCAACUAUUUCAUUUUACCAAGUUCAACGUUAGCUAGAUUAGUCAACAUUUAUAUGUUUCGAUGCAACAACAAAAUGUUAUUUGUAACAAGUAAUUUUGUUGGUUUGUUAAUUGGUCACAUUUUAUUCAUGAAAUGGGUUGUAUUGGUAUUAGUCUGGAUACAGCAAAAGCAUUCUAUUCGAUCUAAUAACUACCUUGUGUUAGAAUUAAGAAAUUCUAUCUCUCGAAUCUUUAGUAUUCUCUUCUUUAUUGUUAUCUACUAUUUAGGCAGAAUGUCGUCACCUAUUUUUACUAAAAUGAAAGAAACCCCAAAAACGAAAGAAAAUAAGGAAGAAACAAAACAGGAAGAAGAGGGAUUCAUCGAAGAAGAUCCUUCUCCUUCCCUUUUUUCGGAAGAAAAGGAGGAUUCAGACAAAAUUAAAAUCGAUGAAAUGGAGAUCCGAGUGAAUGGAAAGGACAAAACAAAGGAUGAAUUCCACUUGCACUUAAAAGAACCAUGUUAUAAAAAUAGCCCAACUUUGUUACAAAUACUUAAAGAAGAAAAGAAAAACUUCUUCUGGUUUGGAAAUCCCUUCUUUUUCUUCUCUUCGACUAUAAAUGUUGGAAUCGUCCAACGCCAUAUAUAA